Messenger RNA from Salvia splendens (bonfire salvia), 1342 nucleotides. Its product is annotated as GDSL esterase/lipase 5. Gene Ontology annotation, biological process: lipid metabolic process. The transcript has 4 exons. Bases 29 to 1192 code for a protein of 387 amino acids. The record is from RefSeq and is a predicted model, not a curated record. Gene Ontology annotation, molecular function: lipase activity. NCBI's taxonomy places the organism in Eukaryota, Viridiplantae, Streptophyta, Magnoliopsida, Lamiales, Lamiaceae.
AUAGACAUUUAGCUCUAUACAUCUAAAUAUGGCGAAGCAAAGUCUCUUCCUCAUCCUGAUCUCAAUUCCAUUCAUCAUCGGCUGCCGGAAACAGGCGGCGCCACCGCUCUUUAUCUUCGGCGACUCCCUAUUCGACGCCGGGAACAACAACUACAUCAACACCUCUACCCUCGACCAAGCCAAUUUCUGGCCCUACGGAAUCUCCUACUUCCGCCACCCCACCGGAAGAUUCUCCGAUGGCCGCCUAAUCCCCGACGUCAUCGCUGAACAUGCAGAAUUACCAUUGGUUCCACCAUAUCUACAACAAAGAAAUUACCAAGAAUAUUUACAUAAUUACAAUGGGGUAAAUUUUGCAUCAGCUGGAGCUGGGGCGUUAUCAGAAACAUUUCAAGGGCUGGUAAUUAAUCUUAAAACACAGCUAAACUACUACAAGAGAGAAAUUGCUGAACUAAGCAAGAAAAUAGGCAAAGCUGAAGCAGCAAGAAUUUCAUCAACUGCAGUUUACAUGUUCAGCAUUGGCAGCAAUGAUUAUAUGAGCCCUUUCCUCUUAAACUCCACUAUCCUCUCCUCUUAUCCCCACUCGACAUACGUCGACAUGGUGCUCGGUAAUCUGUCAACCGUUGUGAAAGCAAUACACAAAAAAGGGGGCAGAAAAUUCAUAUUCCUAAAUUUAGGAGAGUUGGGAUGUUUCCCAGGCUUGAGAAUUCUCAACCCAGAAACAGAUGGUGGAUGUUUGGAAGAAGUUUCAGAGCUAUCAAAACUACAUAACAAUAAACUUAAGACUUUCCUGGUGAAAAUGGAACAACAGCUGUACGGUUUCAAGUAUUUCCUCUAUGACUUCAAAACCAGUCUUGCGGAAAAGACAACUCAGCCCCUCAAAUACGGUAUACACACACACACUAUGUACAUUUCUGUACUUGCACGCCCCUCCUCGUUUUUCAAUGAAGCAUGUCUUGCAGGGUUUGAGGAAGGGAGGAUGGCGUGCUGUGGGACUGGGCGCUUGAAUGCUGUGUUCAGCUGUGGGGGGAAGAGGCUGGUGAAGGAAUUUCAAGUGUGUGAGAAUCCAAACAAGUAUGUGUUUUGGGACUCUUAUCAUCUUACAGAGAGGGUUUACAAACAAAUGGCAGAUGAAAUGUGGAAUGCAAGCACAGAUAGAAACAACAGCCUGAAGGAACUAUUCCUAUGUUUUUAAUGUAUUUCUUCGGUAAUUUAUCAUAGUGUUCGGUUUUUUCUUUAUGUUUAGAGCAACUAAUUCAUGAUUUAUACUGGUAUUCUUCUGUCAAUUACUCCACCUCUCCUAUUGUUGAACAAUCCAUAAGGACGACCAGUUUUGGUUCUAAAA